Molecule: messenger RNA, 3130 nt
Organism: Sebastes umbrosus (honeycomb rockfish)
Lineage: Eukaryota; Metazoa; Chordata; Actinopteri; Perciformes; Sebastidae
Gene: pid1
Product: phosphotyrosine interaction domain containing 1
Exons: 3
Coding region: 334-1011 (225 amino acids)
Biological process (GO): regulation of cell population proliferation; regulation of mitochondrial membrane potential; regulation of reactive oxygen species metabolic process
Cellular component (GO): cytoplasm
Source: RefSeq, a predicted model, not a curated record
CACUAAGCUAUUAGCAUAGUUGCAUGUGUAGUUUCUUCCAGAAACUCAAAACCACUUUGAGUCACUGUUUGUCAUCUCUCUGGUUGGGAGCCUCGCUUUCCUGAAGCACCUUGAACGCAGCACCAAGCAGCUGACCGGCUACCUCCACCUGCUGGCCGCUGGGACAACUACAGCUGAGGCGGAGCAAACACAUCCUUCAUUACCGACCAAGUCCAGAUUGAAGGAGGACAGAAGAGAGGCGAGCCAGUGAAAGCGAACAGAUGUGAGCCGGACUACGAGAAGAGAACAAGCUGUAGUUUUAAAGACGGAGAGAAACCCUUUCAUACUGCUAAUAUGUGGCAACCCGCGUCGGAGCGAUUGCAGCACUUUCAGACCAUGCUGAAGACCAAGCUAAAUGUGCUGACGCUGAGGAAGGAGCCGUUGCCCACGGUGAUCUUUCACGAGCCCGAGGCCAUCGAGCUGUGCUCCACCACACCGCUCACAAAGGGCAGGACCCAUGCUGGAUACAAGGUGGCCUACCUGGGUAAGGUGACAAUCUCUGGGACCCAGUUCCUGUCUGGCUGCACAGAGUCGGCGGUGGUGGGUCUGGUGGAGGGCCGUGCCCUUGCCCAGCCGCAGAGCACCUUCCCCGAAGGCAGCUCUCUGCUGGAGAUCCGGCCCUUCCAGGUGCGUCUCCACCACCUGGAUGAGCACCGCGAGGCCUCAGUAACCAUGGACACCUACCAGGUGGCGCGGAUCGCCUACUGCACGGCCGACCACAGCGUCUGCCCCAACGUGUUUGCCUGGAUCUACCGGGAGAUCAACGACGACCUGUCCUUCCAGAUGGACUGCCACGCCGUGGAGUGCGAGAGCAAGCUGGAGGCCAAGAAGCUGGCGCACUCGAUGAUGGAGGCUUUCCGCAAGACUUUCCACAGCAUGCGCAGCGACGGCCGCAUCCACAAGAGUGGCUCGUCGGACGACUUUGCCGAGGACUCGUCCACCCCCGAAGACUCGACCCCAGACGACGGUUGAACUGAAACUCGCCUUAACUCCCGAUCGCCAUCCUAACAAAGCGAGGGGUUACUGGAAGGAUGGACAGAUUACCUGCUCUCUCUCAUUCUCCCCCUACUAUCUCUUUCUGUUAUCAAUUUGGAUCAAAAUUAACCGACCCUGUGAACCAACACGCCCAGGAUAAUGAAGUAGCUUUUAAAUACUGUAAAUGGAAGGUAGAUGGAAAAGGAGUUACAAAAGACCGACAUUUACAUACAGGGAUAGCAAAGUGCUGCCACUUUGAAUAAAUGGCCCUCAAAGACCCACAGAGGCCGUUCAAGCACCUCUGUAAACGCCCUCAAGAGAUUGACUCGAACAUUUCCAUCUCCAUUUCCAACCACUGUCACUCCUGCACUCAGCAGAGACUCUGUUUGUGGUUCUUAAGCUUUUUUUUCACCCUGGAAACAAACAAAGUUUAUUUCUAUCAACCCCUGCUCAUGACAACCUAUUGCUACUCUUGCCAUGUAGGGACCCAGCAGAAAAUAGGCCUGUGACCUAUUUGGGGUCCCAACCCAGAGUUUAUGAGACUGUUGGAGCACAUAAAUUCUUUAAAUGUUUAAUUAUGUGGAUCUCUGUUACAAUGCCUUCGACCUUGGUAAUAGCAAAUGAGGAUGUGAAAGAAAAGCUAAGCCUUUAAGCACUAUUCAUAUCAUCACGAUGGUACCGUAGUCCAACCCCGAAAUUAUUCGCCGGCAUGGCUGUUACUCCCGUGGACGAUGGAGCUCCUACCGCUGUCUCCGUUGAAUAGGUACUUCAAGAUUCAGAGUAUUCGGACGGCACCUGGGAGAAUAUACGGUGCUACGUAGAUGUUACAUUUUAGAAGUUCUCACCAGGCUGAGAGCCCGGGCCUGUCUGCGACACCUUAAUCAUCCACUUCUGUUUUUGAGUAUACCAAAAUUCAGACUGGAUUUUUUGCCUGUCAGAUUAUGUGCCUCACUUUCCUCUCACAUUAGUUUGGUCUCUUACCCAGGUCUCUGUGUGUAUGUGUGGCCAUGUGUGCUUUCCAACCUAUUCUUUUGUUUCUUUUCUGUUUGUGUGUGUAGGUGUAAUUGCUUACUUCUGUACUUUGUGUAUAUGAAUGUACACGUGAGUGCUUGCAUCUCGGUGUGUGAAAGAGAAAAGGUACGGGAGGAGGAAGAUUAGGGGUGGGGAGGGGGUUAUGAAUGACUUCUCAUCACCCAGGAAGCAUCCAUUUUUGAUGCUUAUGGAGGCGUUUUAAAAAUCAAGACAUGGUACUGUGACCAUUUGCCACGUUUUCUUACUUUUUAUCUCGUAUGAAAUGGAAACAUGAGAGUCUGAAUGUGCCAGUCACUGAGGUUGUAGGACACUGAAAACACAGCCGUCCAAGGUAACGACCGACACCUCCUGGCCUCUGCUGAAUGUAUGAUGAGUCCAACAUCUCCGGUCACUUCAGUCUCCCAUUAUCUCCUCAUGCUAUCAAGCUGCAAGGCGCAGUCAGUGACCAGUUUCACUCUGAUCGAGGCACCAUUGUGGGGCAAAAAACUCACCAGAGCUCCACUUUUCUUCUUCUUCUUCUUUUCUAACUGGACUGUAUUGAGCAGACUGGACGCUAUCAGUGGAAAUAGUCUUCGGUCAGCAAACAGAAGGAUCAGGUGGCUCUGGUCGACACAAAUAUACACACCUACAUAUACAUAAUGUACACACACAUUGUAUUUGAAUCUCGCUCAAUAAGCUUAUGUAAAUACAAAUGUAUCACUUUCCAAAUAUUACAGCAUAAAUGUUGAUAGCUAUUUUAAAUAAUAAAAAAAAAUGUUGAGAACCAUCAUACGAUACAGAAACAGUGUUAUAAAGCCUACUGUGAAUAAUAAGUGGAGAGCCUGAUAGCGGUGGCUGUGUGUGUGUGUGUGUGCGUGUGUGUGUUGGAGGGAUUGUAUGUGGUGGGAAGCGUGGUGGCUGAGGGGUGUGAAUGGACAGGCCGGAGGGAGGGAGAAUGUUUAUAAAGCUGUAGAUUACUGUGUCAUGUCUGUCUGAAAGCUCAGACGCGCUUUAAAUGUUUGAAAAGUGUUACCUUAAGUGUUUUCUAUACAGUGUUUGCAAAGAUCAAGAAACAAUUGCAUAUAAAGUAUUUACCAAGACCGAG